This is a messenger RNA of Haemonchus placei, 2316 nucleotides long. NCBI's taxonomy places the organism in Eukaryota, Metazoa, Nematoda, Chromadorea, Rhabditida, Trichostrongylidae. The record is from the annotation of a GenBank genome assembly.
UAUCCGAUCACUGGGAAAUAUGCUGGUCCAUUAGAUGAAGUGAAUCGUCAGCGAGAUAUCGAGCAACUCCCUUUCCAUGCUCCAACUCCUUCGCCAUAUAAACCCGCGUCAGGCACGACUUCAGAGCGCAAGCAGCACCACGCAUACGUCUUUGAAAGACGGCGACACGGUGGGGACGAAGAGGUUGUUGAGAAGGAUCGAGUUCGACCUGAAUCAUAUGGAGUUGAUUCUACAUUAUACGAGGGCGCACUUGAAUCUACUUCUCGCCAUUCUGAAUUGCCUUCCGCGCCGUUGCGGGAUCAUGCGCAAGUAUACCAUAGUGGGCAGUCUUGGGAUGUAACUAAAACUGGGAAGACUCCUACCGCUGUCAGAACAGAAGUCGAUCAAAAUGCGGAUAAUAAGGCAGCUCUGCAUCUGAGAGGUGUUCCUGUGAAAGAAGAGCUACCUUCUGCACCUGCAUUGGAUGCAGAAAAAGAGCGAGGCUUUUCAGGAUUGACACCGAGCACUUCUGGAGGGAAAACUGAUUCUUUGGAGCAGGAUGAAAGCCGAAAUGCUUCUAGACCAUUCGCAUUCUGGAAGUCUAGGAAUCAACGUGAAGGACCUUAUGAAAGUCCUGAACAUCUGAGAGCAACUAAGAGCGAGGAAGCUCAAGAAAGUAUUGAUCGUGAUGGUGGCACUUCGAAAGUUCCCUUGAACACUUCUUCUCAAGUCAGCGAUAGAAAAAUUCUUGCUGGUUCAUCCGGAUCCACCAAUUCACGCACGUAUCUCUUCAGAAGAUGGCGUCGUGGUGAUAACGAUGAAGUCGUUGAACAUUAUGAAAUCGGUCCUGCAACAUCAACGUCUUCUACAUCGUAUGAGGGCUUCUCUGAACUUGCUAGUGUUCCAUCCAAAUAUUCUGCAAACUUGAAAGAUGAUAUUCACGCGACUCUCCGCGGACAGGUUGUAAACACGGUUUCAAAUGCUGCCAGCUUCAACAAAGAUGAUGUUAUCACUCAGGAGCGUUCAGAGGACCGAAAACAUCCUUCAUGGGCUCGCUCCUGGGACGUACAAAGGUGCACUAUUCAUAAAGAAGCUGUAACGUCGUACCUCCAUGAGGAUUCUUCUCGUCAUGACUUGAGUACGGAUUCUGAACAUGCUAUACCUGUUGCAUGUAGUCAUACAGGGCGUCUGGAAGGAAGAACAGUACAGGGAGAUGAAUGGGUAGAAGUUCGUGUUGAUCGACGUGCCGAGGUUCAACUUGAGCCUGUGCUUUGCUUGACAGGGGCGGGGUUGCGCGAUCUCUCUGAGGACGAAGCUGGGAUGAUCUUCUCUGUUACACCACCAAUGCCGUCAUCUGAUCGUUCGUUCUUCAGCCGACUCGGUUUCAAGAGCUCAGCACAGAAACCAAAGAAACAGAAGAAGGGUAAAAAGGAAACGGACUCGAGCGACUUUUCCAGUAGCUCGGAAGAUGAGAAAAAUCAGAUUCAAGUUAUACCAGUCGAGAGUGGAGGCGUCACUUUGCCGCACUACGUGGAUCCAGAUGAAAAAGAUGGACGAGUUGUGCGACGAGAAACGAACGAACUCAAGUAUCGUCUGAAAGGGGAAGGGAUAUCGCCGAAUUUCGAUCCGCAGAACCCGUCGUUGGCAUCGACGAUGGCCAAAGCGGAACGCCUGAAUCUGCGUAGUCCGCGGCUGGAGCAUGCGGAGCGCACUGUAACUGUGCGCGCAUUGGCGCCAUUGCCACUCUCUUACGAGGAGAGUGGUCAGCCGCAUACGACGAUUUCCACCUGGCAGGAGUCUAGCCGCCUUCCUGAUGAAGUAACGACUGAAUAUGAUGAGAAGGGAAAUAAAAUCACCCGAACACUGAAAACUUCACAGGUAAAGCAUACGGUGCAAAAACAGACUUUCCAGAAUUAUGUCGUUCCAACGGAUGAGCAACCGGGAGUUGUCACUGUGGAACACAUCCGCGAAGAAACUACUCCGUUGAGUGCUGCUGCAGUAGCAACGAACGGUUCCGCUGGCUCGCCUCACGUCGUUGAAACUCAUUCGCGAACUGUUGCAUACGACGCAGGCCAGAAUGAACAUCACAAUGAGGCGCUCGGUGAAUUCGUGUCCUGCAAAACGCUUACGUCAGGCAAUCGAACCGUGGAGACAUAUACCUACAAAACAGAACGCGACGGUAUCAUUGAAACCCACGUCGAGCAUCGUGUAACAAUCCAUUCUGAUGAGCCAAUCGACCACGACGCUGAAUUGAGCCAUGCAAUCAUGGAAGCGACUCAAAUGAAUCCGGACAUGACCGUGGAAAAGAUCGAAGUUCGUCAAGAGUCGACGGCAUAA